This is a messenger RNA of Maniola jurtina (meadow brown), 2858 nucleotides long. RefSeq lists its product as uncharacterized. The record is from RefSeq and is a predicted model, not a curated record. Lineage: Eukaryota; Metazoa; Arthropoda; Insecta; Lepidoptera; Nymphalidae. The transcript has 8 exons. The coding region runs from base 240 to 2066 and encodes 608 amino acids.
GUUUAGGUAGGUAUUGUCAGGUAUUGUUUAGAAGUCGUUGAUUGUUAUUAUGUUAUUUUGAAUUUUGUUCUGAGUUCUGAACUUUAAAAAAUAAUUUACCCAGAUUAUUUUCAUUAUUUUUGUUUUCGAUAAUCGACAUUUCGUGGUUACUGAUUUUGGCUUUCUAUUAAUGUGGGACCGCAACCGUAUGGGGCUUCCUGUAAAGUUUCCUGCAUCCCUACAAUAAUUUCAGCAUAAAUAUGAGUUCUCAGAAAAAGGGAGCCAGACCUCUGCAAGAUUCCCAAUCAACAACUGCUCUAGAUCAUGAUGAGGAUUUAGGCACUGCCAGUAAACGCGUUAAAUCUAAUGACUCUACAAACGACAUGCCAUCUUUAAGACGCAAAAAUUUUAUCAAAGCUUGUGAGCUUGUCUCACAAAAAGCUUAUUUAAAUUAUGCUGAGCGCCUACAGCUAAUUGAUAUGCCAGUUUGUGUGGAUAGAAGCUCUUGUAUGCAUACGUCUUCCACUAUUCCUACCAUAAAGGAGAUUCCACUGAAAGUAACAAAGUUGAUAGAAUUUGAAAUUGAAGCAAGCAACUGGUUUGGUGCACUGGAAGUCUGUAUAGUCUCCAUCUCACAUAACCAGUAUCUAUCCAAUGUUGUACUCAAAGAUGUAGUUGAGAUAAUGCUGAAUGCACAUGAAGAUCUUUCAUCCGGAUACACAAUUUCACAGGUGAUAGAGAAAUGUAAAUUGGUAUUGUCAUUGCAUUUUAGUACACACUGCCCAUGCUUACACAACAACAUACGAGAUGUCUAUACCAACUUUCUAACAUCACCAAUGGACAAAAAAGAAAAAACAAGAAGUAACAGGAAAGACUUUGGAAGUGAAAAAGGAAUUGUAAAUUUUUGCUUGACUAGAUUAGAGCACGAAUUGGAGCCUCACAGCACAGACAGUGCUUUAUUAGACAGAACUGAAAACACACCUGAAGUUUUGAGACAAACCAUCAAAGGAUCGUUUUACCAAAAAGAACAGUUCAAUAUUUUCGAAAUGCUUGAUCGUACUGAGAGAAUAAACAGACUAAUGGCUGUACUGCAUAGUAUCAUAGAGUUGUUGCAAUUUGACCUUGCUAUUUGGCAGUCCAUUGGAAAUUCUGACAACAAGAAAUUUCGGGGGAAACAAAUUCUUAUGGCAAGCGUUUUACAGCAAUACAAUGAAUACAAUAAUUGCUUUGUUACAAAUAUCUGUCAGCGAAUAUUAAGACUAUUCGUUUAUUUCGUGCACUUAGAGUAUCCUGAAGAACAUAUAAAAACGAUGACUCUUUGGCUUAAUGCUACAAUGGAAUAUUUUUAUAUGAAUGAAGAGUACUCAAAUAUGGAUUACCCUAGCCCUGGCAGAGUCUGUAAAGGGGUUACAAAUGAAUUAUAUGACAUCAUCAAAGAGCUACCUUCAAAAUCAGUUUUAAAUAUACUGGAAAGAAUAAAACCAGCAUAUUUAAGGCACCAGUUAUGUAAUUACUAUUCAAAAACUUUGUUAUCAAUAUCAUCUGAUAAACAAGAGACAUUUAAUAUUUUAAUUGACGUCUUGAAAGAGGCCAAAUGGAAUGACUUUCCCAGCAAUGAAAAUGACUUGAUAAUGCUAAAAAAAAUUAAUGUGAAAAGAGUAAAACCAAAUAAGGUUUUAAAAAAUCUAUCAAUGAUUUGCAACAAUUCGCCUAUGAAUUCAAGUGAUAAUAACAGUGUAUUAUAUCCGAAAUUGUAUCCCACUACAGACGACAGUAAGAUAGACCAAUGCUUUAUAAUUUACACACUGUAUAUUACAUUACAAUCUUAUUUGGAGGCAUAUGGAAUACAAAGCGUUCAAGAAACAUUAAAAAGAUUAAACGAAAAUUUGCUCCAAGCUGGUACAUCACAAGACAUAAAUAGCAACCCACUCCUUAAACACAAAUCGUAUUCUGUAACAGAAACUUUUUUAAAGAAAUACAGACAGAUUUUUGAGAUGCUUAAAGAAUUUAUAGUGACACUAAAUCAAACAGAGAUUAGAAAUAACCUACCAGAAGCAUUUAAUAUUUUUUACAACCUAUUAAAUUAAGUUAUAUUAACAUAUUAAAUUAAGUGUUUUAACAGCGAUAUAAGAUAUGUUCCAUAGACGCGGCGCGAGGGUAACGACGAGUUCCAUCGAACACCGGUGUCCGCCUCCUGUAAAUCGUAAUCCGCUUUAAAAUUAAAGUUGCGCGACAACUCUAAAAUAAUAUUAUUAUUCACGUCACUCAAUUGAUUAAGUAUAGGGCUUCAGUACCUAGGUAUAGUCUGUUCUAAACUUAUCGAAACUGAGUGUGUUUAGAAGAUUAGGAUCGACAAGAGCGCCGACACAGAUGUCAACUGGAACAUAACUACUGUUACUAUGAAUCGCCGCAUCUAGUAUAUUUCUAAUACAGUAGACUCGAUUUACUGGACUAAUUGUUGUCGUAAGGCAUUCGGAUAAUCGAAAAUCCGGAUAGUUCAAUGUAUGAAGAAAAGCGAUUUUUGUACAUACAACACAAUGUUAGGUCUUAAUCAUCUUUAAUUUAGUUUAAAAUAUUUGGUAAUUGUCAUUUGGCGUAAACAAUUUAUUGGUCGGUUGGCAAUCCGGAUAGUCGCGAAUCCGUAUGACUGAGGUCCGGAUAAUCGAGUCUACUGUUAAUAAUUUAUUUAUUAAUUUUUAAUAAGUUCUAUAGUUCGCGACAGGUACGCAUGGCAAUCGGGGUAUGAGGUGGAGGGAUGUCCCGCACAGCGCCCGCGCUUCCCGCACUAGCUUAGCGCGGGAGCUGGGCGUUCAGACUCCGAUUGCCAUGUCGUCCUGUCGCGAACUAUACACACUUAUUCAUACAAAAUGACUUACGGC